This is a messenger RNA of Wasmannia auropunctata (little fire ant), 620 nucleotides long. Its product is annotated as chymotrypsin-1-like. Lineage: Eukaryota; Metazoa; Arthropoda; Insecta; Hymenoptera; Formicidae. The transcript is spliced from 3 exons. The annotation marks the transcript as partial. Gene Ontology annotation, biological process: proteolysis. Gene Ontology annotation, molecular function: serine-type endopeptidase activity. The record is from RefSeq and is a predicted model, not a curated record.
AACUACUUGAGGAACAUUUAUAAACCUAUCAAUGCAUUUAUUCGCUUUAAAUAAAGGCAAGUAAUCAAGAAUCAAAGAUGCGUGCGUUCAUUUGUUUUAUUCUUAUUGCUCUGGCAAGCAUCACUGAAGGAGCUUUAUCUCCUUAUGGUAUCAAAGGCGGUCGAAAUGCUCCCAUCGACAAAUUUCCGUAUCAAGUGUCAUUGAGAUUAAACAACACAUACCUAUGCAGCGGAUCUAUCCUUGAUAAUUUUAAUGUGUUAACAACAGCAAAUUGUAUUGUCGGAAGAGGAAUGCAAUGUAAUAAAGAAUUAAAGGUCCAUGUCGGCACAAAUAAUUUGGACGCGCCAGGAUAUGUUUAUGACAUAACCACUAUUACUGUCCACUCAAAUUAUGACACUAAAUUAUACAAUAAUGACAUCGCCUUGGUUCACCUUAAAUAUUCUAUCACAUACAAUAAGCUAGUGCAGCCAGUUAAACUUCCGACAUCCAACGAAGGUCUCGAGGGUCAGCCGUGUACAUUAUCUGGAUGGGGAUCUUCGGUAAUAUCAAACUCAAGAGGUCUUUACAAUUACACACAUUCAAAAAUGAAACAUCUUUUAGAGAAAUUUAUUAUUUCCCUU